Molecule: messenger RNA, 1337 nt
Organism: Panicum hallii
Lineage: Eukaryota; Viridiplantae; Streptophyta; Magnoliopsida; Poales; Poaceae
Exons: 7
Coding region: 103-810 (235 amino acids)
Source: RefSeq, a predicted model, not a curated record
CCGCCGUUCGAAAAUUUCCCCUUGUCGAGGGUUUCUCUCCCCCCAAAUCUCCCUCCACAUCCCUCCGCAUCGCGAGAUCCUGCUCGCAGAGGAGCUGACGCGAUGCCGCCGAGGAGGAGGCGGCGAGCGCCGCCCGCCAAACCGCAGUCGCAGCCGGAUCCGCAGCAGCAGGAGCCUCCAGGCGCGGACGCGCCGUUGGAGGAGCGGCUGGCGUGGGACAGCCACCAAGAAAGUGAGCGCCGGAUUACUGCCAUCAAAGCGAUAAAAGAUGCAGAGGCUGGGAACAUACGUUCUCAGUUGCAAUUACUGCGGUCCUAUUUUUCCAAGGAGCAACUAGAGGCAAAUGCCUUGGAAUAUUUUAAGGAGAACUUGCCCAAUUUAUCUAUUGUCCAUAAUGAAAAAUGUGAUGUGCUUGAGUUGAAAUGGAAUGAUGGCGACAAAUGCAUACUUGGAGACUUUAUAGAUGACAAGAUUCUGCAAGCCUCGAUUGCUUCAUUGCCAACUGCUGGCGGCCUUCAAUUCCCAGGGGAUUCAGCUGGGAAGGACUUCUACAGGCGCACUAGCAGUUUCAGUGAUUUUGCUUGGAGUGAAAUACCUCAAGGGCAAAUGGCAGGAACAUCAGAUGCUUUUCAGACACCUGGGGCUGUGAGUAACCGACUGUCCUUCGGCAUGACACCCAAAACGGUAAGGUUACCCAAGAAUGGCGAGAUGCUCUUAUCUGUGCACGGUUCACCUCUUGGGGUCUACAAAGAAGAAAAUUUAGCAGCUAUUCAGGAAUCUGGUAAUGGAGAUGAAGAUGCUCCCUGCUGAUGCCCUAGCUAUACCAGAUGUUGCCAGCCAUUGAGUUCUUGGCAAUAACCGUAGCCGUUGCUGAUCAAGAGCCUGAUAUUUGUUCUCUGUUAACAAAUUGUGCAGCACUGCCAUCGUGGGGCUAGUCGAUGGUAUGACGCUGAAGCUGACAACCACUAUUGAAGUAUCUAUAAUCUCUUGGUUACUAGGUCUUAGAGCAUGUAUUGGAUAACCAAUGGCAGUAACUGAUAGACUGAUUGGGAAAGAACCUCAGUUGUUCAGUGUAUUGGCGCCUUGCUACUAAAUGUACCCUGUACUCAGUGUAUUUAGAUCACUCUGUAAUUUGUUCCAAAAAAAGUACACCCUGUAAUUUGAAUUUGAUGAACCCCUGUUGUAGGAUGCCAAAUUCUUUCAGCAGAAAUUGCGCUUUCAGCCGUGUUGGUGUUGGUUUGCUGCCAGAGGUCGAGGUCGGCAAAAACAGUUUGUAGGGCUCCGUGCUGGCUUGUUUCAGCCAGACGUGUUUAUAUAUGAUUUAUGAACUGAAACAA